Messenger RNA from Cryptomeria japonica (Japanese cedar), 1602 nucleotides. RefSeq names its product protein PTST, chloroplastic. The transcript has 9 exons. The coding region runs from base 321 to 1265 and encodes 314 amino acids. NCBI's taxonomy places the organism in Eukaryota, Viridiplantae, Streptophyta, Pinopsida, Cupressales, Cupressaceae. The record is from RefSeq and is a predicted model, not a curated record.
CAGAUUCCAUUUGAGGGUAUAUGAUUUGCGGCAAAUAUAAAAUCGGUGGGGAGAUUUUUUUGUGGAUAGAAAUCUCUGGGGUCAGCUUCAUCUGCCAGCAAUUUAUGCUGACUUUCACCAGGAACAGUUUUGGGAAGUUUGCGAGACACGUGGCAAGUGCAAGUAUCUCCAAUGAGCGAGUUAUAAAAACUAGAGUACAGGAAUGUUCAUACCCUCCACCACAGAUUCUCUUCACAUACAACUCGUGACGAUAUUGAGUGAGCACUUGUGUUCGGCGCUCUUCUUCUCCUGCACUUGGAUUUAAUUAUGCAGACAGUAUCAUGAGGAUGGAUUGUAUGUCCACAAUGCUGGGAAAUGGAAGAUCCAUUUCUGCUAAAGCUGGCUCACAUUUAAUGCAUCAACAUCAGAAACAGGAAUGGAAAAGUAUAUAUAGAAAUUCCUUUAAUAAAUCGCUUGCAAGGGAAUCGAGUUACAGCUGGCCACUUCUUGUAUUUGCUAAAAGAUCUCUGGAGGAGCGAACUCCUAGAUUUUUGGGUAUAGAUAGUCCUAUAGUGGCAGGUAGUUCACUGCAUAUAGUUUUUGCUACAACAGUUGGUUCAGAAGAGAAAGCUUCUGAGUUAACAGAAGACUACUCUGGCGACCCUGUUAGAACUUCAUCUGGUGGAUUUUUUGGAUUACCCGUUGAUAGAACUGAGUUGGAAGCCUUGCAUGAUAAUACUAUUAGGGCGAAGCUUAUUAGGAAGCUUAGUGAAGCUAAUCAAUACAAUCGACAUCUGCAGCGUCAGAUUCAUUAUAAGGAGAAGGCUUUGAAUAAAUGUAAAAAUGAACUCGCUGUUAUGGAUUUGGAGCUCCAGGCAUUGGUGGCCCUUGCCAAAGAAGUUGCUAAAAAUGGUGCCAAAUUUGAUUCACGGAAGAUUAAUGGACGAUAUGUACAUUCACACCUUGUAGUAAGACUAGAAGAAUUGCGGGUGAAAUUACUUGAGCAGAUAAAGGAUGUUGAUGCUGUGCAGUUUCGUGAAGUUCCUCUUGUUUGGUAUGGAAUGGCUGAGGAUGUGAAAAUUAUGGGUUCUUUUGAUGGCUGGACAUAUGGGGAACAGAUGUCUCCUGAGAGUAGUGCAAGCUUUACAAAAUUUUCAACAACGUUAAAGCUUCGUCCUGGCCGGUAUGAAAUCAAGUUUCUAGUGGAUGGAGAAUGGCAAGUCUCUCCAGAAUUUCAGAGUGUUGGGGAAGGUCCAAUGACAAAUAAUCUAUUAGUGGUGGAAUGAAUUGACAAUGGAAUGAUAAAACUUGCCUCACUCUGUUUCAUUUCAGAUGGUUUAGCAAUUUUGAGAUAAAAAAGCUAAAGCUUAAACUCUUUCAACUCUUCUAUUGGCAUAUGUGAGGAAUAUUCCAGUGCAAUUUAUGGACUGUAAAUUUAGAUGGAUACCUUUCACUGCUUCCAACACAAAGUCUUAUGAAUGCAACAUAUAUAGAACAAAAGCAUGAUCUUAGUUCAUUUCUUUUAAGUUCUGGUUCCCAUCUGAGAAGUAAUAUUUCACCACGUUAUUCACCAUGUAUGUAUAUUUUGUCGACAAAUGUAUAUCAUGGCAACUUGAACUGAUC